Messenger RNA from Cercopithifilaria johnstoni, 507 nucleotides. NCBI's taxonomy places the organism in Eukaryota, Metazoa, Nematoda, Chromadorea, Rhabditida, Onchocercidae. The record is from the annotation of a GenBank genome assembly.
AAAGAAGUGAAAACGUUUGAUUAUCGAGUACCAUUACAGUGGGUUACUCAUGUAUCAAUCGAUGGUGAUGCUGUUAUCGAUCAUGUACAAUGGGGUGGCAAAUAUUAUCCGGUUCCUUAUGAAUCAGGUAUAGUAGAUGGUGGUUUAUUACCUGGUAAAUCAUUAUGUAUUACCGGGAUGCCUGAGAAACGUAGCAAGCGAUUUAAUAUCAAUUUACUGAAACAAAACGGUGAUAUCGCUUUGCAUUUCAAUCCACGAUUUGAUGAAAAAGUUGUUGUACGUAAUACAUUAACUGCCGGUGUUUGGGGUAAAGAGGAACGAGAAGGUAAAUUUCCAUUCCAAAAGGAUAAAAUGUUCGAUUUGAAGUUGAAUAAUGAAAGUUAUGGAAUACAAGUAUUUGUAAAUGGUGUACAAUUUGUGACAUUUGCGCAUCGAUCAGAGCCAAACGAUAUAGUGGGCGUUCAGAUACAGGGUGAUGUUGAAAUCAGUGGAAUUCAAAUACAGUGA